UCAGGCUGGGGAACCAUGAAAGAUGAAGUGAAACGACCAGUUGAAUGUUGCCACUAUGUGUGGUCGUGUGAUUGAGCCUCCAUUGGAUCCACAUGGGAUCUCUCUUCCUCCUACUGACUUGCCGUAGUUGCCCCGAUUUCACCAUGAGACGAUCUGUCAGGUGCUUGACCUCUGUGCCCUCAUACUGGCACCACUGUUGUGCCGCGUGAGCGCCCCCUCUCCUCCGGCAGUUACUGCACGGAAUGGCCUCUCUGGACCUGCCAUACCGCUGUCCUCGCUGCGGGGAGCACAAGCGCUUCCGAAGCCUGUCGUCCUUACGUGCCCACCUGGAGUACAACCACACGUACGAGACCCUCUACGUCCUCUCCAAAUCCAACAGUGUGUGUGAUGCUGCUGCUCUGCUGCCACUAGUGGCUGAGGGAGCCCUCCUCACACCUGCCAACAACAACGACCCCUUUGAACCCCUCCGGCCUUCAGCUUUAAAGGAACGCCGCUUCCCUUGCCGUGAGCUUCCCUGUGCGGACGACCUGAGUUUGACCCCGGCUAACUCAAACACUGCAGCCAGGUAUAUUCCCAAUGUGGAGUUCCCCCUGGGGGAGAUUUUUAUGAAGAAAGCCAUGACAUCCGCAGACCCAGGUCCUCAUGGAAACCCCAGCACAGCUGUAGCAGUGGCAGCCAAUGUAGCGGCCAGUGCAGUGGAGGCGGCCUAUGAGGAAGGCCUGGCCAGGCUGAAGGCACGGGCGUUUGAGCGGCUGGAGCUGGAUGAAAGGCUGGAGAAGCUGUCUGAAGAGGUGGAGCAGAAAAUAGCGGCCCGCGUAGGUCGUCUUCAGGCAGAGCUGGAGAGGAAGAGCUCGGAGCUUGAGCGGGCCAAGCAGGAGAGCGAGAGGCUGAGCCAGGAGAAACAAGACCUGGAGGACAAGGCCUCCGAGCUCUCUCGGCAGGUGGACGUCUCUGUGGAAAUGCUAGCCAACCUCAAACAGGACCUGGUGAACAAGGAGGAGGAGCUUACUCACAAACAACAGGAAGUCGCCCAGAUUGACCAGUUCCUUCAGGAGACAGCGGCACGUGAAGCCAAUGCCAAAGUGCGGCUGCAGCAGUUCAUUGAGGAGCUCCUGGACCGAGCGGACCGCGCCGAAAAACAGCUGCAGAUCAUCAGCAGCUGCGGCACCACACCGAACGGCAGCCUGGGACGCUGUAGCCUCCAGGCCUCAAAGGGCAACGGACGCCAGAGAAACUCCAGCCUCUCUGGGAGCACAAGAGGCAUGUACCAAGUGUCAGACCGGCGUUCCUCCCCCAGCACAGGAGCAUCAGGGCGGAUCAAGUCCGUCUCACAGGGCUCUGGAGGUUAUGACAGUGACAGCGUGGAGAUGCAUCCCAUGGAGGAGUGUCCCGAGGCCCAGUACUAUCACAUGCAAUGCCGGCUGGGUGAGGGGGGUUAUGAGCGCUCUCCUGGAUGUGGCGGUGGUGGAUCAAGGAACUGGGGACUCCGUAAACAGGCUAUCCAGAACUGGCAGCGGCGACCUUACAGGAACAGCACUGAAGGCGAGGAAGGAGACGUGUCAGACGUGGGCUCCCGGACCACCGAGUCUGAGGUGGAGAUGUGGGAACAAGAGAGGAGAGCUGUGGCUGAAGUCCAGCAGUCUGCCGCUCCCUAUCCUCACCACGGCAGGGUGGGAUAUCGCCCUAACACAGGUCGGUCUGAUGGGGUCUACAAGCCAUGCCGCCAUGAAAAGAGCCCGUCUAAAUCCAACGAGGUGAUCAGUCCAGAGAUCCUGAAGAUGCGUGCAGCUCUCUUCUGUAUCUUCACCUACCUGGAUACUAAAACCCUGCUGAGAGCUGCUGAGGUCUGCCGUGACUGGAAGUUUGUGGCCCGUCACCCAGCCGUGUGGACCAGAGUGCUGCUAGAGAAUGCUCGCAUUUCUUCCAAGUUCCUGAGUAUAAUGUCUCAGUGGUGCACUCAGACGCACUCCCUCAUCCUGCAAAACCUCAAACCAAGACAGCGGGGAAAGAAGGAAACCAAGGAGGACUAUGUGAAAAGCACACGUGGCUGUCUGGAGGAAGGUUUGGAGGCGUUGUUAAAGGCCACAGGAAGUAACCUGCUGAUAUUGAAGAUUUCACACUGCCCCAACCUGCUGACAGAUCGCUCCCUCUGGUUGGCCAGCUGCUACUGCCGAGCUCUGCAGGCUGUCACCUAUAGGAGUGCCACAGACCCAGUUGGUCAGGAGGUGAUCUGGGCCCUCGGAGCAGGUUGUAGAGACAUCAUCUCCCUACAGGUGGCGCCACUACACCCAUGCCAACAACCUGCUCGUUUUAGUAACCGAUGCCUGCAGACAAUUGGAAGAUGUUGGCCACACCUCCGUGCUCUUGGUGUGGGUGGGGCUGGAUGUGGCAUUCAGGGCCUGGCCUCUCUAGCGAGGAACUGCAUGCGCCUGCAGGUGCUGGAGUUGGAUCAUGUGAGCGAGAUCAACCAGGAGGUGGCAGCAGAGGUUUGCAGAGAGGGCUUGAAAGGUCUGGAGAUGCUGGUGCUCACCUCCACACCAGUUACCCCCAAAGCCCUGCUCCACUUCAACAGUGUUUGCCGCAACCUGAAGUCCAUCGUGGUUCAGAUCGGUAUAGAAGACUACUUUGAGGACCCCAACAGCCCUGAAGCUAGAAAACUCUUUGAUGAGAUGGUUAAUAAGCUGCAGGCUCUGAAGAAGAGACCCGGCUUCUCCAAAAUCCUCCACGUGAAAGCAGACAGUCUCUGCUAACAUCUUUUGUGCAGAUUCUUCGACUCUUGGAAAGGUGCCAUCUUGGCUCCAGUCAAUCAAAAAGAUCCAGCUGUUUUGAGCCCACUCUGCUGGGUUUGAAUACGUCUGCAGCACCGACAGAAACAACAGAAGAUCGCUGAACAGGGGGGCGAUCCUCAAGUACAACCUUCAAACAGAAAAACUAAUUCACUAUUCCAGUAAGGGGAAAUCAGUAUCUCCCUCAUGUUGACUGAAACCAGUCAGGAGGCUUAUUUAGGCUAACAAUGGCACUUAUAUAUCACACAAAGGGCCUGUCUAAUACUUCACAGACUCAAAUAGCCCAACAGAACUAUCUGAUUCCUUUUUCUCAGUCCUUUUUUGCUUUCACCGUAAAAAUGGAUUGUGUCGUCGCACAGAGCCAGAUCCAUUUCUUGAAACGCCUGGAGCCAGGUGACAGCGCUGUAUUUAACUGUCUGCAUCUACAUUGUGCUUGACAUAUACUUAAGACUACCUUCAACACCAUCAGCUCGUGUGGGCAGGAGGACAUUAUAAAGCAUACAUACUUUCCGCAGAAGUACAAGGUUAAGAGUCUUGAGACAGGCGCUUUGUGUUUGUGUGCGUGCGGAUGUGUGAAUGCAUAGAGCUGACGAUUUAAUAAAUGGUUUUCAAACCUGCCUGACCCACACUACUGUGUGUUGGAGCAGGACAACGGACAACUUUCAACACUUACUGCUUCCCACCCAGAACAGAAACAUGCUGCACCAGCUCCAGGCACAGUGGAGAGAGCAAUGACAGCAUUCCCUGUAACACGCAGACCUUGACAGUCUUUUAGCCACUGCAUGGCAGCGAUGCAUUUAGCCUCUUCUACCGUCCUCUGCUUCCUUAUGUGAACAGCAUCGUGUCACAAACCUGGACUUUUCGAUGGUUGUAGUAUCUCUAGACGGAAGAUGAUCCAUAACGCAUUUCUCUCAAAAAACUGGUGCCAUUUGUAACAGUGUCUGUCCUCAUUCCAGUGAGUUUUCUCCAAUGUGCCAUUUGUGAGGGAGGAGGGACCAUGUAAGCGGUUUAAUCUCUUCAAAUCAAAAUUAACUUACAUUAUUGGAAUUUGACUUGAGUUGAAGCAGCUCUUACUGAACAUAAGGGUUGUUGUGUUUCAUAUGGAACAUGGUCUCCAGGUGUAUACAGGUGUUACAGUGUUUAUAUAUCAUACUAAACAGUGCCAUUCCUAUUAGUAGUGCUUGUCGUGGCUGAGGCCCUGAACAACUUUCAGCUGGCAUCCUCUGGCUCCCUCUGCUGGGUUUUCCAAGCACUUACACAGCCAAUGACCAGCUGGUGUGAUAUAACACUUUGUACUCUUUGCAGCAUGGAACAUGUGUUACCUUUUACUAUUUUGCAGAACUCAAAGCCAAGGGAUCAGCUAUUCAGUAUCACCUUCAAAUUAGGAGUUUGAUUUGGGGCAAUUCAUGGCGACAGUUUAGUUCAGGGUACGUUGCAGAAAAUCUCAAUAAGUAUAAGUAGCAAUACUUACCAUGGCGACACAUAUUGUUCACUUCUCUGUGCUGCAGACAACUUAAAGGGGAGUUCCAACAAUCUAGAUCAGUUUAAAAAUAUAAAGAGUACUACUCAGUCUGUGAACAGCUGUAAAUGUCUUCUAGGGCUCUGGAGGAGCUUUAUCAAGUCUGAAAAUAAUCUUCAUAAUAUCAGUCUUAUCUCAGCUUGGAAAUUACAAAUUUGCAACACAGAAACCUGCAUUACAAGCUAGCGGCAUGUUGUUUGAAAAAUGUGUUUACAAGGCGUAGAAGGUCGAUAGAAAAGACUCAAUAGGAAGGGAAGGAUCCAGAAUGUUUGUAGCUUGACCCACACUAGGGACCAAAAGUCAGGAUUUUUCUGCCUCUGAUGCAGCGUUUUUUAAAAAUCAGUCACUGUAUGAAAGUGCAGUACAAAAUCACUGGAGUACCCCUUUAAACAGAGCUCCUGUUAGAAGCUUACAAUCACAUUGAUUCAAAGAAAUCAUGCACACCGUUUUGAAACAGGUUGAAAAAUAAUUCACACAUGAGGCAGAAAUUCACGUCUCUUCCCUCAUGACACGCCUACCAUAGGUUGCUUAAACGUCCAGUGUGUAACAUUUAGGAGGAUCUAUUGGCAGAAAGGGAAUAUAAUAUUCAUAGGUAUGUUUUCAUU
Molecule: messenger RNA, 4910 nt
Organism: Morone saxatilis (striped sea-bass)
Lineage: Eukaryota; Metazoa; Chordata; Actinopteri; Moronidae
Gene: fbxo41
Product: F-box protein 41
Exons: 13
Coding region: 243-2750 (835 amino acids)
Molecular function (GO): protein binding
Source: RefSeq, a predicted model, not a curated record